Messenger RNA from Laccaria bicolor S238N-H82, 762 nucleotides. RefSeq lists its product as uncharacterized. The record is from RefSeq and is a predicted model, not a curated record. The coding region runs from base 1 to 762 and encodes 253 amino acids. NCBI's taxonomy places the organism in Eukaryota, Fungi, Basidiomycota, Agaricomycetes, Agaricales, Hydnangiaceae. The transcript is spliced from 2 exons.
AUGACAUCGAUGAUCGUUGACGCUGAUCUUCAAACAGUCCGUGACUUUUAUGACUCAACCUGGGCGGACAUGCCCUUCACGAACAUCCUCAACCUCGAAGCACUACUAUUCCAGGCUGGCAUUGGCUCUAGAGACAUCUUAUCAUUCCUCGAUGGAAAUUCGCCCCUUUCUCAUUUAGAACGCUUCUUGACCACUGCGAAGGACGGUUUGUAUCUGAACGAGGAAGGAGGAACUUGCGAACCAUUCGCGGUCAUCACCGGGGAGAAGCUGGACAAAAACGAAUGGAGGAUGCAAUACGUACACACUGGUAGCCAUGGAGGGAUGGUUGUUUGGAGAGCUCAAUCGCCAACGAGGCGCUACUUGAUUGAUUCCUCGCUUCGUUCAGCGUUGGAGAUACCUCUCUUAGCUGGUUUCCUAUGGAGCCCUGGGCACCACCACGUAUAUUCAACCUACCUGGUCCGACCCCAAUCGGCCACUCACUCUUCACCCGUCCUGCACUUCUCAGAUUCGAGGAUAUAUUACACGGAGAAAGGCAGUAGAACCGCCAAAGAAUUCUCAAUCGUCACCAGACAUGCGCUUGUCGGAAAUCCGCAUCCUGUGUUGCUUGUCCGGGAUCGAGUCCGUAACACCAAUCGGUUUGCGGUCUUCAUUCGUUUCGAUAUGGUUACUCGGGCGGUCAAGUUUGCUGGAUCCGGGGUAAACGCUCUCUUUUCCCUAACUAGCGGAGAUGGACCUGACUGGGAAGAAUUCUCUGAUUUUUAA